ACAAAAUCAACUAAAAAACUUUGGGAUGAAUUUGCUGAAUUAUAUAAUGAUUUACAUCAUAAUGAAAUAAGUGGCAAUAGUUUUAAAAAAAAGGCAUUUAAAUGGUUUGAAUAUUUUUUAACUCCAUCUCAAGGACACCCAAAUAGAAACUUUGUACAGGGAUUAUAUCGAGCAACAGAUUGUACACCCUAUAUACACUUUUUAGUUUAUCAUAUUCCUGAGUUUAUAGAUAUUCAUAAAGAUUUAGGAUUAAUGGCUUUUUCAUGUUCAGCUUUAGAAAAAAAAACCAUAUUCAA
Racocetra fulgida is the source of this 296-nucleotide messenger RNA. NCBI's taxonomy places the organism in Eukaryota, Fungi, Glomeromycota, Glomeromycetes, Diversisporales, Gigasporaceae. The record is from the annotation of a GenBank genome assembly.